Eriocheir sinensis (Chinese mitten crab) is the source of this 2595-nucleotide messenger RNA. RefSeq names its product cilia- and flagella-associated protein 251-like. Lineage: Eukaryota; Metazoa; Arthropoda; Malacostraca; Decapoda; Varunidae. The transcript has 2 exons. The record is from RefSeq and is a predicted model, not a curated record. The coding region runs from base 561 to 2060 and encodes 499 amino acids.
UAAAAAAAAAAGAAGAAGAAGAAAGACUUACCCAAUAGUUGUGUUUAGUGUAUAUUACGACUGAAGAUGUGCAUUGCUUUCUUAUUCCAUAUUUUUUAGGCAACAUGAGACGGACUAUUUAAAGAAAAGACAUCAACAGGAAGAAAGGGACAUUGUAGCUGUUUAAAUGAUGGGAUGGUUUGAGUAUGUGACGAUUGAAACGUGGAAGUCGUAUAUAAAUUUGUCUCAUUUUCUUCCUUUGCACAAGAAAAGUCAGGCUGCAGAUUAAAGCCGAGUAAAACAAAAGAAGAGAAAGAGACGAGCUUAAUGUGCCUCCAAUACAGAAAUAUCGAACUGAGUUGAAACCAAAGUGGUCAGGAAAGAAGAGAAAAUAACCGAAUGUGUAACCAGUGCAAAACAUUUCAGAAUUUCAGGAGUGUUAACGCCAAAAGGAGCUCAGUGUGCAUCCAAUAAAAGUAAAUAAUAAGUAAAGCUCGGGACAUCGUAAGUGAAGCUUCAAACAUAGUACCGAAGCUUAAAACUCAGUAAGUGAAGCUUGAACCACAGGAGAGAGUCGCAGGAUGUCACGGCUUUCCAGAGAAUCAUUAACGGAGGGAAGGAGGAGGUGGCGAUGGCGGCGGCUGUGGUGGCGGACACAUGCAGCAGAAGGAGGAGGAAGAUCGCUAGUGUGGUAUGGAAGCGCUCCGGGGAACUCCUGGUCGUGGCUGCUGGUGGUGGCGGCCGUGGUGGUUCUCCUGGCUGCUGGCGGUCAUGCUAGGAAGGCUAACCGGGUCUUGUGGGGACGCGGGCCUCUGAUGGGUCUGCAGCAAGUUAUGGGCGGCUCUGAGGCUGGUGUGGCGAUGACGGACUGGAUGGUAGUCAAUAGGGAGGGGGUGAAGGAGGACGCGGUAGAUGUGACAGUGAGAGAGAACGAAGAGGAGGAAGAUGAGGUGAAAUAUGUGAUAGGGGACGUAGAUAUGACAGAGAGUGAUGUGGAGGAGGAGGAGGACGAGAAAUUGCGCGUUGUAGAUGUGGAUCUGAUAGAGAAAGAAGAGGAGGAGGAGGAGAAAAUGGACUUUGUAGAUGUGGAUUUGAUAGAGAAAGAAAAGGAGGAGGAGGAAAAUGAGGAUCUGGAAGAAGAGGAAUUAGAAGAUGAUGGAGUGGUAAAGAAAGUUAUGGAUGUGGUUAAAUCGGAGGAAGAGGAUAAUGAGCAUAUUGGAGGAGGAGAAGAAGAAGAAGAAGAAGAGUUGUGGAAGAGGGAGGAUGAAGAUGAGAAAGAGGAGGAGAGGGAAGAAGUUAUAAUAAAAACUAAAAGCAAUCCUCCUCGAACUAUAAUCUGGAACGAGAAAAUUACAGAUGCCGGAAAAGAAGAAGAAGAUGAUGAAGAUGCAGAAGAAGAAGAAGAAGAAGAAGAAGAAGAAGAAGAAGAAGAAGAAGAAGAAGAAGAGGAAGAUGACGAGGAACACUAUCACCGUAACCACCGCCACCAACACCAAUACCCCCAACAUCAACAACAACAACAACUACAACAACGACUAGAAAAACACAACCAUAACCACAACCACAAGAAACAACCACAGCACCAAAACCACCAACAAAAGCAACCCAACCACCACCACCACCAACAACAACAACAAGAACCCACUCACCACCACAACCCCAGCGAUGACCCGAAGACCCGCCGCGACAAGAUCCUGAAGGCCCUCAUGUCGAACGAGUACAACGAACUGGACAUCUUCGGGGUCAUUGUGGUGCCCGUGGUGGCCGGUCUCGUCCUCUUCAUCGGCUACUCCAUCCUGGGCACGCCGGCACGGGAGCAAGCUAGGCCCAGAAGGGCCAAGACACCGCGCCGCCUGACCCUGCCUCCCAUGCCGCCCUUGCCGCCAACCCUGCCACCAUGCCCCAUUCCACCCCCUCCUCCUGUGACCCUUCCCCUAUAUGCCCAACUCCUAGCCGCUCUUUCCCUUUUCCCUCACCCUACGCCUCGUGCUCUCCCUUGCUCUCCUCCUCCUCCGCCUCCUACACCCCUUGUAGCUUUCCAGGGGCAUGGGGGAGCGGAUAUCUUCCCUUGGGGCCCUUAACAGUGAUGGAGGGCCGCGUGAAGACGAAGGGAAAGCAGAUGAAGAGCGCCUCGGAGGUCCGGCCCGGCGGUUUUGGUUCCAGUGGGUGAAUGACUGCCACUCCUGACGAAGGAAAACCAGCGACAGGCCAAGAACCCCGAGGAGGAGGAGGAGGAGCAGGAGGAGGAGGAGGAGGAGGAGGAGAAGGAGGAGGAGGCAAUCUUUUAACGUGACAAGAUAGAGGAAUCAACGAAAGAAAAAGAGGAAGAAAAAGAAAAAGAAAAAGGAGAAGGAGAAGGAGAAAGAAGAAGAAGAAGAAGAAAAAAAAGUUGAAGAAGAAGAAGGAGUAGGAGGAGGAGGAGGAGAGUAAAAAGGAGAAGAAGAGGAAGGAGAAGAAGAAGAAGAAGAAAAAUAGGAGAAAAACGGAGGAGGGGGAGGAAGAAAACAGAAAACAAAGAGGAAAGAGAUUCACAAGGGACUUCAAGCACACCAAGACACGGAAAAUCAAAUCCAAGAGGGAGAAUAAUAAUAAUAAAAAAAAAAAACUAUUACUCUG